AUGAUAAAUCGCCUGUUUCCGAAGCUGGUGGUAGGCGGUCCUAACCAAAGAAAUUGGAGAGGUAUUCUUAUAGCACUGCUCGUCAUAGUUGCUGUACUGGCUCUGAUUGUUACCUCAGUGGUGCUACUGACGCCGCCUGAUGAGGGACCUCGUGUUAAAGGAAGGAGAUUGAAGAUACAAGAUCUGUUAAGCGAAGAUUUGGUUCCAAUCAAGUGGAACGGUACUUGGAUAUCUGGUGACGAGUUCGUGUAUAGAGAUGCGUGGGGUGGAAUAAGUCUUUUAUUUGCUGCCAACCAGACCUCAAAGACUUUAAUGCCUAACAGUACAUUUCGUGUUCUAGAACCGGCGUCUUAUUCACUGUCAGCAGACCGAAGAUUCCUGUUGUUGGCUCACGCACCGCGCAAGUUACAUCAAUAUUCAUACCUAGCAAGAUACUCGGUCUAUGAUAUUCUCACGACCGAGUCUUAUCCACUGACCCCCCUCCCAGAUGACAUAGGAGGGGGGGUGAUCAGCGAAGGACCUCUCCUCUUACUUGCGAUGUGGACUCCGAAGGGCCAUGGGCUCAUCACAGUCAAGGAUUAUGAUAUUUAUUACCGCCCGGCACCACGCUCAUCUACUGGGUAUAGAGUAACUGACACCGGUAUACCGGGAAGAAUAAAUAACGGUGUUCCUGAUUGGUUGUAUGAAGUUGAAAUCCUCAAAUCCCGAUCCGCAUUGUGGAUGUCAGCGGAUGGCCACAUGGUAUUAUAUGCCACCUUUAAUGACAGCUUGGUGCAUGAACAAAAAUUCCCGUGGUAUGGAGCUGCAUUGGAUACUGAUGAUCCUGCCAAGACUUAUCCGGAAAUAAGAAGCGUGAGAUACCCCAAGCCGGGUACGAACAAUCCGGUUGUAAAGUUGACGGUGGCGGAUAUUGCUGAUCCUAAGCAUAUACGGUCACAUCACCUUACACCACCGAAGGUGAUAUUAGAAGAAGGGGAUUAUUACUUCACAAGUGCUCAAUGGGUAUCUCUAACAGAAGUAUGCGUUGUGUGGCUCACACGGGUACAAAAUCUAACUGUUGUGUCCGUGUGUAAAAGCCCUAUGUGGUACUGCCAAGAGGUUUAUAGAAUAUUCUCUGGCAAGGAAGCGUGGGUAGAAGCUGCCCCAGCGCCAUUAUGGUCAGCGGGAGGCGCCGCGUUGGUCACACUAGCCCCUGUAAGAGACGGUCCCGCGGGUCUAUUCCGUCAUAUAAUACGUGCUGAACAUAAUUCUCAUGGACCCAGAGCGUUGCCCCUCACACACGGAAGCUUCGAUGUAGUAAAGUUGCUAGCGUGGGAUCACGCAAACCAACAUAUUUAUUAUUUGGGUAUACCAGAGGGAAAACCAGGACAGCAGCACUUAUAUAGAGUGUCAUCUGAAGCGCCCCGGCCUGGCACCCCCCAGAAGCUCCCUUAUUGCGUCACUUGUAACUCGCAGCCAUCACCCUCGAUAAACCUGGAGUUCUAUGGUAAUCUGGCUUCUUCUGGAGACAGCUCCUGGGACAGUGAUUGGGAAGAGAUUCCCACAUCACCAUCACCUCCAAAGAAGAAAAAAAAGAAACAACCAGAACAAGUCCAACAAAACCAGCCGUGCCUUUAUCACGAUGCUCAUUUUAGUCCAUCAUCUACAUACUUCGUACUGGAGUGCCUGGGACCAGGAGUUCCCACGUCGAGCUUACACAAGAUAGCUUUACCUGAGCCAAGACUUUUGAUGCAUCUAGAAAACAAUACAGCUGUUAAGGAAAAGUUAGCAGCGAUAGCUCUACCCACGCCGCGGACAUUUUCAGUACAACUGUCAAGUGGACACGCGGCAAGAGUGAGACUUUUACUUCCUCCAGGACUAAGAGAAGAUGAAGUUACUAAAUACCCUUUAGUCAUGAAAGUACACGGGGCUCCGGGAACCCAGCUGGUUACAGAGCAGUGGUCGUUAGACUGGGGUUCUCUGGCAGCUGGAGCGGGAGCUAUACUAGCAUCCGUGGAUGCAAGAGGAGCUGGAGGAAGAGGAUUGGCUGCUCAUCAUACUUUACAUAAGAGACUUGGGACUGUUGAACUGAAAGAUCAACUGGAGGUUGCUGAAUAUCUACGGGAUUCACUCCACUUCAUAGAUGCACGUCGAGUGGCCGUGUGGGGACGUGCUCAUGGAGGGUUUCUGGCAGCGUUGGCGCUUGCCUCCCCCUUGAGAGUGUUCCAUUGCGGAAUCACUAUUACACCGAUUGUGCGCUGGAGAUAUUACGCCUCAGCCUACGCAGAGCGGUACAUGGGUCUGCCAAACGCGACCGGUAAUUACCGAGGCUACGCGGAUGCUGACGUCACGAAGCAAGCCUCAGCAUUACAAGAUAAGAUGAUCCUGGUGGUUCACGGAACUGCUGAUGAUGAUGUACAUAUUCAGCAGACCAUGUCACUGGCCAGGGCUCUGUCGGAUCAUGGGAGUACGUUUAGGCAACAGAUAUAUCCAGACGAAGGACACAGUUUGGAGGGUGUAAAGCAUCAUUUGUAUCGAACGAUGUCUUCGUUCCUUGAUGAUUGUUUUAAAAAGCAAGUACCACCGGAGACGAAAGCGGGACUUCGGAACGGUGGAAACCUUGACUGA
Danaus chrysippus (African queen) is the source of this 2607-nucleotide messenger RNA. The record is from the annotation of a GenBank genome assembly. Lineage: Eukaryota; Metazoa; Arthropoda; Insecta; Lepidoptera; Nymphalidae.